Messenger RNA from Paramecium pentaurelia, 1182 nucleotides. NCBI's taxonomy places the organism in Eukaryota, Ciliophora, Oligohymenophorea, Peniculida, Parameciidae. The record is from the annotation of a GenBank genome assembly.
UAUGAGUAAGGGUUAAGAGUAGAUAAACUUAGCAUGUAAUUCUUAUAUUAAUUUAGAAAUUCGUAAAGCUAUACCUGAAUCAUUAUUUAAAAAAAGUGAAUCUAGAUUUUUAGUAUCAGUUGCUUAAGCAAUAUCAACCACUGCUCUUUUGGCAUAUAUUGGUUAUAGAUUUAUUCCUUUAACUUGGUAUGCUCUUCCAAUAUGGAUUGUAUUUGACUUUUUACUAGGUACAGUUGCUAUGGGAAUAUGUAAAUAUAUUAAAUCUAUGAUAAAUAGGGGUUUUAGGACAUGAAUGUGGUCAUUCAGCAUUUUCAGACAAUAAAUUGUGGAAUGAUAUUUUAGGAUAUUUCUUACAUGAAAUAUUGUUGGUUCCAUAUUUUUCUUGGUAACAUUCCCAUGCAUUACAUCAUGCAAAAACAAAUCAUCUUACAGAAGGAGAAACUUUUUGUCCAGUAGUAUUAAACUCAAAAAUGGGAAAAAUUUACUAAAAAACAAAAGAUAUCAUAGGAAUUGAGUCUUUUUCAAUUGUUUAAAUAUUCAAUGUAACAGUUCUUGGAUGGCCUCUUUAUUUACUUUUAGGUGUAACUGGAGGUCCUUCAAGAGGAUUUACAAGUCAUUUUAUAGUUCCAAACAAAUUAUUUCCUUCAAGAAUGUUAUUGAAAGUAUCACUCUCAAAUAUAGGUCUUUGUUUUGUGAUAUUUGGUUUAUAUAAGUGGGCAUAAGCAACAUCAUUUGCUGAAGUAAUGGCACUUUAUAUAGGUCCAUAUUUAGUAGUCAAUAUGUGGUUGACAAUUAUUACAUUUUUAUAACAUACAGAUAUUAAUGUUCCACAUUAUGAUUCAACUUCUUGGAAUUGGUUAAAGGGUAAUAAUAAAUAUAAUAUCCAUUAGGUGCCUUGAGUACAAUAGAUAGAAAUUAUCCAGCUUGGAUUGAUUCUUUACAUUUUGAGAUUGGAACAACUCAUGUCUUACAUCAUGUAUUUAGUGAAUUACCACAUUAUAAUGCUAAUGUAUAUAUAAAAGAUAAUUCAUUUUAGGAAGCUAAUUUAUAUUUCAAAAAAGCAAUUGGAGACCUUUAUCAUAGUGAUGAGAAACCUCUAUUGACUUCCCUUUAUUAAAGUGCUAGUUUAGUUGGAGUUGAACAUAAAGGUGAUGGAGUUUGGUUCUAUUCUAAAGAGUGAUU